Sporothrix schenckii 1099-18 is the source of this 600-nucleotide messenger RNA. RefSeq lists its product as uncharacterized. The transcript is spliced from 2 exons. The record is from RefSeq and is a predicted model, not a curated record. NCBI's taxonomy places the organism in Eukaryota, Fungi, Ascomycota, Sordariomycetes, Ophiostomatales, Ophiostomataceae. Bases 1 to 600 code for a protein of 199 amino acids.
AUGAUGGGCCUCUUCAACCACAAAAGCCAUCCCGACUCGGCCACUACCGACGCCAAACCCGUCGAGACGUCACGCUUCAACACACAAGAUCCUUCGGUCCGCACCACCGGCAACCCGAUGCACCUCGAUAUGAACAACAAUACGGCCGUUGCCAGCGGUGCCGCGGACUACAGCAACCGCGACAGCAACGUGACGCGCAACGACGCGAACUUUACUGACACGCGCCACCACAUCGGCCCGACCCACGGCCACGGCGGCGACCACAACAGCAACCAUCAUUCCAAGGCCGGGAUGGGCUUGGGCGCUGCCGUUGGUGGCGUCGCUGGUGCGGCGGUUGGCAACCACAUGCACGACCACCACCACAAUCACAACGAGCAAGGCCUGCACCAUAACCGCGGCGGAACCAUCCCCGGUGGUCCCGGCAUGGACGCUGGCAUGACCGGUGCUGGUGUCGGCGGAGCUGGAGUGGGCACGGUGGACCCGACCACGAUGAUCGCUGAGGAGCACAACAACUUCCCCGGCACCAAUCCGCAUCCGGACCACUCGGCUCUCAGUGGCCGCGGUACAGGCAGCGGGCUGGCGUUCCCUGGUCGCGAGUAA